This is a messenger RNA of Alligator sinensis (Chinese alligator), 1086 nucleotides long. RefSeq names its product G protein-coupled receptor 88 (gene GPR88). Lineage: Eukaryota; Metazoa; Chordata; Crocodylia; Alligatoridae. The transcript has a single exon. The record is from RefSeq and is a predicted model, not a curated record. The coding region runs from base 1 to 1086 and encodes 361 amino acids. Gene Ontology annotation, biological process: G protein-coupled receptor signaling pathway. Gene Ontology annotation, cellular component: membrane. Gene Ontology annotation, molecular function: G protein-coupled receptor activity.
AUGCCCAACUCUUCCUGGAGUGCCAGCUCCUCUCUGCUGCUGCUGUGUGAAGAGUCCUCAGGGACCAGGAUCUCUUUGUCUCUUCUGUACUCCUUGUUAGCCAUAUCAGGGACCUUAUCCAAUGUGAUGGUCAUUUAUUUAGUCUUCUCCUUCAAGAAGCUACAGACCACCAGCAAUGCUUUCAUUGUGAAUGGCUGUGCCGCUGACCUGAGCGUCUGUGCCCUCUGGAUGCCACAGGAGGCGGUGCUGUGGCUGCUACCACCAAACUCCCCUUCUGCCCACUCAACAGGAUACCGGCUGCUCCGGGGGGCGCUCCUGGGCCUUGGCCUCACUGUCUCCCUGGUCUCCCACCUUCUGGUAGCUCUCAACAGGUAUGUACUCAUCACUAAAGCACCUAGUACUUACCAAGCAAUCUACCAGCGGAGACAUGUAGGGUGGAUGAUUGGACUGUCCUGGGGCCUUGCCUUGCUCUUGGUCCUGCUGCUGCCCAGGCUUUGGACACAGUGGCCUUCACAGCAGUCACCCCAGGGGGACACUAGCAGCAGUGUGCACUAUACUGCUCUGCUGGUACCUCUGGCCAUGCUCAGCCAGACGGCACUGCUGCUCCACUGCUAUCUUGGCAUCGUGAGGCGGGUACGGGGCAGUGUCAAACGGGUCAGUGUUCUCAACUUCCACCUUCUGCACCAGCUGCCCUUCCCUGCUGCCCCACAGCCACCACGCCGGGCCCAGCGACGCCUCAGCAGCAUCUCUGUGCUGCUCCUCUGCUGUGUCUUCCUCCUGGACACCCAGCCCCUGGUGUGGGUGAGCCUGCUGGGCUUCUUCCUGCAGCCCAUGCCCCGGGCACUGCAAGCGACCAGCUGGCUGCUGCUCUGCUCACUGUCAGCAUUCAACCCACUGCUUUAUACCUGGAAGAAUGAGGAGUUCAGGCGCUCCGUGCGCUCAGUGUUGCCGGGAGGAGACGCUCCAGCUGUAACUGUAGCUGUGGCAGCAGCAGCCACCGCCCUCCCCACGGUGUCCCUUCCCUCCCAGGAGCUGCCACAGCUGGGUGCCAGGGUGAAGAGCAUGGGUAACCUCAUGCUUCACUGA